Molecule: messenger RNA, 2424 nt
Organism: Camelina sativa (false flax)
Lineage: Eukaryota; Viridiplantae; Streptophyta; Magnoliopsida; Brassicales; Brassicaceae
Product: putative protein phosphatase 2C 23
Biological process (GO): protein dephosphorylation
Molecular function (GO): protein serine/threonine phosphatase activity
Source: RefSeq, a predicted model, not a curated record
AAAAUCAUUUUUCUUGCACACAAGUCAACUCUCUUUCUCUCUCUCAUAUCUCAUCAUCUUCUUCAACCUCUCUCUCUCUCUCUCUCUCUCUCUCUCUCACACCAUGGAUGAACAACUUCAAUUGUAAUCUAAACAUACAAAAAAUACGUUCUUUCUAUCUGAAUUCUCAAUACCCAUAAAAAAAAAAAUUGUUCCUUUUUUAAGUUUUUCAGAUGGGUAACGGAAUUGGAAAGCUUACUAAAUGUUUCACCGGCGCCGGAGAAACUCGCCGGAACAAAAAGAAACCCGAGUUAUCAUCAUCAACCCUCGAACCAGAUCCUUUAGACGAAGGUUUAGGUCACUCUUUCUGCUACGUUCGACCAGACCCGACCCGUGUUUCCUCUUCUAAAGUUCACUCCGAAGAAGAAACCACUACGUUCCGUACGAUCUCCGGCGCUUCCGUUAGUGCCAACGCCGCCACUCCGCUCUCUACUUCUCUCUACGAUCCUUACGGACACAUCGACCGAGCCGCCGCGUUCGAGAGCACGACGUCGUUUGCGUCGAUUCCUUUGCAGCCGAUCCCGAGAAGCUCCGGUCCGAUUGUACCCGGUUCGGGUCCGUUAGAGAGAGGGUUUCUUUCCGGUCCGAUUGAACGAGGUUUCAUGUCCGGUCCACUUGAUGGUUAUUCCGGUCCGGUUUCCGGUUCUGAUCAAUUUCAACGUAGCUUCUCUCACAGUUUAGCUAAUAACCGGGUCGGGUCAAGAAAAGGAUCUUUAGUUCGGGUUCUCCGUCGCGCAAUUUCGAAGACGAUUACUAGAGGACAAAACUCGAUCGUUGCUCCGAUCAAACCGGUUAAAGAACCCGAUUGGGUAUUCGGGUCGGAUAAAACCCGGAUCCAGAACCAGACUCAGCACCAGAACGAGAAUAAUCUCACUGUUAAUAGUAGCUUGAAUUUUAGUAGUGAAGGGAGUUUACUAGACGACGACGUUUCGUUAGAAAGCCAGAAUCUUCAAUGGGCACAAGGUAAAGCUGGCGAGGAUCGUGUGCAUGUGGUUGUAUCGGAAGAACAUGGAUGGCUCUUCGUUGGAAUCUACGAUGGAUUCAACGGUCCAGAUGCGCCUGAUUAUUUACUCUCUCAUUUAUAUCCAGCCGUUUAUCGUGAGCUCAAGGGAUUAUUAUGGGACGAUCCUAAAACGGAUGCAAAAUCUACCGAUGAAGCUGAUGUAGAGAAUCGCGACUCGAGUUCUAAAGAGAAAAAGUCAAAGAACUGGGAAGAAAGUCAACGACGGUGGAGGUGUGAGUGGGAUCGCGAAAGGCUCGAUCUUGACCGUUUGUUGAAGGAUCGGAGUAAUGGGUCGGAUCAAGAUCCGGAUCCGAGUUCGUCUGAUGUUCUAAAAGCUCUGUCACAAGCUCUGAAGAAGACGGAAGAAGCUUACUUGGAGAUUGCAGAUAUGAUGCUCGACGAAAAUCCUGAACUAGCUUUAAUGGGUUCAUGUGUAUUAGUGAUGCUGAUGAAAGGUGAAGAUGUGUAUUUAAUGAACGUUGGUGACAGUAGAGCUGUGCUUGGGCAAAAAGCUGAGACUGAGUAUUGGAAUGGGAAGAUAAGACAAGAUUUGGAACGUAUCAAUGAAGAAACAAUGAAUGAUUUUGAUGGUUGUUGUGAUGAUGAUGGUGAAGGAGCUAGUUUGGUUCCUAAUUUAUCAGCUUUUCAACUUACUGUUGAUCAUAGCACAAAUGUAGAAGAGGAAGUUGAUAGGAUUAGAAAGGAGCAUCCUGAUGAUGCAACCGCGGUGACGAAUGAACGUGUUAAAGGUUCGUUGAAGGUUACAAGAGCUUUUGGCGCUGGUUUCCUCAAACAGCCUAAAUGGAAUAACGCAUUACUUGAGAUGUUUCAAAUCGAUUACAAAGGGACGUCGCCUUACAUAAGUUGUUUGCCAGCACUUUACCAUCAUAGAUUAGGAUCCAAAGACCAGUUUCUGAUACUAUCCUCGGAUGGUCUCUACCAAUACUUCACAAACGAAGAAGCGGUUUCUGAGGUUGAACUCUUUAUCACAUUACAACCUGAAGGUGACCCGGCUCAGCAUUUGAUUCAAGAACUUCUUUUCCGUGCUGCCAAGAAAGCUGGUAUGGAUUUCCAUGAACUGCUUGAGAUACCACAAGGGGAACGGAGACGGUACCACGAUGAUGUUUCCAUUGUAGUCAUCUCUUUAGAAGGAAGAAUGUGGAAAUCUUGUGUAUAAAACAUAAACCAUAUAAUGAACAUAGAGGAAAGUAAAAGUGUUUCUGAGAUGAAUAUGGUUCGAUGCAACUGAUUAGUUUUAUGAGUUUGAGUUUAAGUCUCGAUCUCACAUCGAAUCUAAAACCUCAGUAACUCGAGAAGACUGGUUCACUAAUGAUGUACUAUUAUAUGUUAAUAAACAGUAAGAAAAAGUUUUGCCUCUGGAA